AGCCGUAGCGUUAUAACCAGGUCGCGUUGCGAUCUUCCGUCCUGGGCCGCGGCCUCCCGGGCAGCCGCUGAUCUGCGGGCGCCGCCCAGCCUCCCCCCGCGCGCGGUGCGGGCGCCAGCAAAGGCACGUCCGGGGACAGCACGGUGGUUGCCCGGUGGCCGCGCGGCCCCCACACCGCCACCAUGGCUGUCUCUCGGCGACGGCCCCGGUCGCGGCUGCUGCCCGUCCUGGGGCCGCUUGCCGCCUCGGCCGCGCUGGCGGCGUCGGCCUGCUGCUGGGCGGCGGCGCCAAACGCGAGGAGCGGGGUGGCGCGGCGGCAGCUGUUGGUCCUCGGCGGCGCUGGGGCGGCAGGCGCGGUGGCUCUUGGUGGCGCUGCGCCGGCGAGAGCGGAGGCCUCGCCCCUGGACGACUACAAGGAGGGUCCGCAGAACAUUAUCUAUAAGGUCAUGAAGGAGGGCACGGGCGAGAAGGUGCAGCAGGAUGAACAGGUCCAGGUUACCUGGGACUCAUACAUCAACGGCUUCCCUGGCGAAGAGAUGGGGCCAAAGAAGGCCAAGAAGAUCUUCUCGACAGAAGUCAUUAAACCGAAGACAUUUCACGGCGUCAAUCUGGUCUACCAGAUACCAGAGCAGUUCAAAGCUGGUGACCAGACCGAGUACAGCACGCUGGAGGGUGUACAGCUUAUCACGAUGGAUAUGCGCGUGGGCGAGAGGCGCAGGGUCAUUAUUCCCCCCGAGCUGGCGUACGGGCGGAAGACCAAUCCCUACGUCCCGGGAAACUCGUUCAUCUACCUCGAGAUCGAGGUCAUCGACAAGGGCAUGCCUCCCCCAGGGGCCAACGAGCAGUACUAUGGGCAGAGAAACAGCAAGGGGACGAAGGUCCAGGUCCAGACGGUCGCGAAGGGGAGGUGAUUGCCAGCUUUGCUUGGACGUUCGGGCGAUCGCCCCCCUCCGGCGGGGACGCCGCCGGUUUGGGCAGGCGUCGACGUGGUGUGGACGGGGACUGCAGCACCCCCGGCCCGGGCCUCCCUUGCCGGCCCAGGCCUCCCUUGGCGCUGGGGGGAGGGGGGGGGGGGCACUCGGCUGCCCCGAGCCAGGGGGGAGAAGGGCGGGGAGGGAGGGCGCGGUCGCGGCGGCGGCCGUCGGGGCCAGCGCAUGCCACAGACGCGCCCCACGCUGCCCCCCUCCCGCCCCUCCCCCGCUUUGGAGGCCGAGGUCGUCCCCGCUGCGCCCGCAGGCAGGCGAGGCGCUGCAGCGAGGGCCGCUUGGGGCUCCGGAGGGGCUCCUGGUGCCCUGGCCGCUCCUCAGGCCCAGGUCGUGGAGCCCUUUCGUGGCCGGGGUAAUCCCGUGGCCAGAGGAGCCCCGAGAUGCCUGGUGCGGCAUGCCUGCGGGUGGCAGGCAGCACAACGGCGGCAUGAGCUCUCGUCAGCCUGCAGGGAGUAAUUUCCAAUCGCAUGUUAUGAUAAGGUCUUUCAGUGUUGGCGAGGCCUGUGUUUGCGGUCGCACUCUCUGCAGCGCCAUUAGGCUGCCAGAUUUUUCACAGUGCUCCGUGCUUGUGUAUCCGACGUGGCACGUGACGCCAUCAACACAGCACCAUCCUUACCAUUCUGGCAGACAGGAACACGCAGACAAUGUCUUUGCACAUUCGGCCACUCGUUCCGUUCGGGAGGCUCUCGCCCCAGAUCAGCAAUACAUGUUGCGUUUGUGUAGCGCAUCUCUGUCCCCACUGUACCACAUCCAUCCUUCUCGGCUCUCACGUGUCUUUCAUGGCAUGGUUGGGGACACCAUCGUACCCCUGUGUGAGGACAUUCAACACUGUCUCCAUGCCAUCGGUCCAAACCUGAUGCGUGCCCCAUGCCAGACCUGUUUCGUUGCCAUGAUCAUGGUCACCGCCUCCCCUGUCACAUUGCCUUGCUCC
Molecule: messenger RNA, 1917 nt
Organism: Prorocentrum cordatum
Lineage: Eukaryota; Dinophyceae; Prorocentrales; Prorocentraceae
Source: the annotation of a GenBank genome assembly